AUGUCGUAUUACUUCACCAUACUGUCACCGACUGAUACGCCUCUAUUCAAUAUUGCGUUUGGCACAUCCAAGGGUGGUGGCGAUGGCAUUGCCCGCUUCCGCUUCCCAGAGACCGCGCAAUACAUGAACCAGUUCAUUAUCCAUUCAAGUCUGGACAUAUUGGAAGAAGCACAGUGGACGAAUGGUUCAAUGUACUUGAAACACAUAGAUACAUAUCCACCAGCGGCAGCCUACAUUACAGCAUUCCUGACACCCAGCGGUGCCCGAUUCCUCCUACUACACCAACCCCCACAUCUCCCCUCGUCAACAAGCACCGGCGGCGGUCUGGGAUCAUCGUCAUUACUGGGAUCAGCGGGAUCGACUACUCGCGCCUCGUCGAGCUCUAUCGCCGCGAACCCUACCUCUCCGCAGACCGAGGAGGCCGUGCGCCAAUUCAUGAACGAAGUCUAUGAAAACUAUGUGAAGACGGCUAUGAACCCUUUCUACAAGCAAGGCAUGGAGAUCAAGAGUCCGGUUUUCAGAACGCGGGUCACUGCCGCUGGUAAAAAAUGGCUUUAG
Penicillium brevicompactum is the source of this 558-nucleotide messenger RNA. RefSeq names its product TRAPP subunit TRS20. NCBI's taxonomy places the organism in Eukaryota, Fungi, Ascomycota, Eurotiomycetes, Eurotiales, Aspergillaceae. The coding region runs from base 1 to 558 and encodes 185 amino acids. The record is from RefSeq and is a predicted model, not a curated record. Gene Ontology annotation, cellular component: TRAPP complex; cytoplasm; nucleus. Gene Ontology annotation, biological process: endoplasmic reticulum to Golgi vesicle-mediated transport. The transcript has 2 exons.